AUAACGAUGAUGAUGAUGAUGAUGAUGAUGAUGAUGAUGAUGAUAAUAAUGAUAAUAAUGAUGAUCAUACUGGAGUGUUCUCACAGCUGUCCCACAUGUAGUGAACUAUGACCUGAUUAUUAAUACGUUUGUUAAUUAAUAGCUCUGAGUGUGUUUUCAUGGAUCCUCUGGACUCUGAUCGGAGGGGGGGGGGAUCAGCUGAUGUUUCCUCAAAGAGAAGCUGUCUCUUAUCAGCUGACUGUUUACAGCUGAUAGUGAAUGCCCCAGGCCGCACCCCUAUGAGGGGUCAUGUGACGCAUCAAAACAUCAGUCAAAGAGGCCCCCUUCUUCUUCUGUGGUCCCCCACCCCCUGUUAGCAUAUCAGUAUUAGUAUCAGUGAGUUUGGUUUACAGCAGAAAUGGGAACAGGAAGUGUCCCCUUCAGAGUAAAAGGCCCAGGUGAACCCUGCAGGAUGGGGGGGCUUCAGCAGUGCCAGCAGGCGCAGGAUCAGCUGCUGGACGCCAUCAGGGGGGUGACCAGGGCGGAGCAGCAGCUGAGGGAGAGCAGCCGUGAGGUGCGCGGGCAGCUGCAGAGCGCGGUGUCCCGUCAGCAAGAGGCGCUGCGCUGCAGGGAGGUCUGGCUGCUAGGCCAGAUCCAGCUGCUGGAGACCCUGCAGACCGAGACCCUGCAGACACAGCUGCAGCACCUGCACCGGCUCCAGGGGCAGUUUGAUGUCCUUCUUCAUCAGAUGCAGAGCUCCACCUGCAGCAAGGAGCUGAACCAGCAGCUCAGCCUCUGCAUGGAGAGGUUGUCUUCUCUCAGUCUGACACCAGAGGAAAGCCCAGAGCUCUUCUUCACAGCCGACACACACUCUCUAAGGAGCGCCAUCACCUCCUUCGGCUGUGUGUCUGCUCAGGUGGGGCAGGGUGUGCUCUCUCAGAGUGUUUCAAUCAAUGCCAAGAAGCAGAAAGUGGAGAGAGAGAGCAGCGCUCCUAUUGGCUGUCUGUCCAGCAGGGAGCCUCAGGAUUGGCUGAUGUCUGGCAGUGAGACCCCGACUUCCUGUCCCGCCCCCCCUGACUUCCUGCGGGGGUUGGAGGCGUGGCUCCUACAGAGGCAGUGCUCUGACAGCAGUUGCUCCUCCUUCUGCAUUGAGGAUGUCGACCAAUCAGAGCUCAGCAGGGAGGAGGACGAGGAGGAGCUGAGCGGCUGGCUCAUCACCCCCACCUCCCCCCCCAUGCAGGUCGCCUCAGAGGGCGAGCGUUGGCGUUCCGUGUUGAAGCCGUUCCAGGAAGGGGACUGGAAGCCCUCUGAUUGGCUGCAGGAGUCCAGCCACCCCCCUGCUGACUGCACCUCCUGCUGCCAGACCUCCAGUCUCCCCUUUGAGAUCGAGAACCUGGGGCAGCUCAAGUGCCUGAAGACCACCCCCUCCCCUGCCGCAUUGCCCCCCCCCUCUCUGGAGGCGUGGCUGCAGAAGGUGCCGCUGCAGUCCUCCUGCAGAGCUAACGAGGUCUGCGUCUCCUUCUCCUCCUGUGUCUGUGAGGAGAACUGUGGGGGGCCGGCGCUGAGCCAAUGGCUGCUGAUGCAGGACGGACGAGACAAGAACGGCAAGAAGGUCCCGCCCACUAACGAGCGGGUCCCGCCCACUAACAAGCAGGCCCUUAAAACCACACCCAGUGAGAAAGAGACCACACCCAGUGAAAAGGAGGCUCCGCCCACCGAGAAGAAGGCUCCGCCUCCCCUGCGCCUCCAGCAGCAGGAGCAGAAGGUGCAGGCCAUCCUGCAGGCAUGGCUGCACCCCCUCAGGACUCUGCAGGAAGAGAACACCUCCUCCUCAUCCUCCCCCUUCCUCCUCCCUCUGGACCCGGAGCGGUGGGUGCAGCACUACUCCCCCCCAGCCCCCCAAGAGGAGGACAAGUGGCUGCUGAGGAAGAGGAGCCAGGCUCAGGCGGUGUGUGAGCUGUUCUCCUGUAUGAAGCUGGGGUCAGACGCUCAGCAGUGGCUGCAGAUGUGACGCCGUGCCUCCUCCUCCUCCUCCUCCUCCUCGCUGAUCAGCCUUCCUGUGACAUCACCACGCUCUCCUCCAAUCAGGAUCCAGCAGCGGCCCAUGUAAUCACCUCAGUGGUUGUUGUUUAAUGCUCAGUUAUUCUUCUCUGUUGAUUUGUAAACAAUGCUUCAUCUGGGGGGGGAGUUUUGAUUGGGGGAGUAUAUAAAGUCGGCGUGGCUAUAAUGAUAUAUAAAGUAGGAUUUAUGGGAUUUAUUUUAAACAUCUGAUUUUAAUCUGUUUUUAUGAUUUCAUGUAACUGAAUCUGUUUCCUGUCAGGCUGCAGAUCUACUUGUAUGACUGCAGGCUGCCUCUACACCUACUUUAUAUCUCUGUCCCCUCCCCCAGCAGGGUGUGUUUUAAACACUGAGGAAACCAGCAGGAGUUCUUUCAGAUUAAAAGCUCCUGGCCUUAGCUCUGAACUCAGUUUCCCAGCAUGGCUCUGGGGGAAGCAGCCUGCAGUCUCACUGGUCACAUGACUCUGCAGUCAACAGUGAUUGGUGCUUUUAUUGACGGUGGGGGGUGGGGCUUUCUGACAUACAGAGCUGUGAUGUCAUCAGUACUCUUCCUGCUGUGAUUAUCUACAGUAUAAAUAAAUCAUGACAUCAUCA
Messenger RNA from Eleginops maclovinus (Patagonian blennie), 2631 nucleotides. RefSeq names its product nuclear receptor coactivator 4 (gene ncoa4). Gene Ontology annotation, biological process: intracellular iron ion homeostasis; response to hormone. NCBI's taxonomy places the organism in Eukaryota, Metazoa, Chordata, Actinopteri, Perciformes, Eleginopidae. Bases 398 to 1990 code for a protein of 530 amino acids. Gene Ontology annotation, molecular function: transcription coactivator activity. The transcript has 11 exons. The record is from RefSeq and is a predicted model, not a curated record.